This is a messenger RNA of Talaromyces atroroseus, 3207 nucleotides long. RefSeq lists its product as hypothetical. Lineage: Eukaryota; Fungi; Ascomycota; Eurotiomycetes; Eurotiales; Trichocomaceae. The transcript is spliced from 3 exons. The record is from RefSeq and is a predicted model, not a curated record. The coding region runs from base 1 to 3207 and encodes 1068 amino acids. Gene Ontology annotation, cellular component: cytoplasm. Gene Ontology annotation, biological process: intracellular signal transduction; protein phosphorylation; microtubule cytoskeleton organization. Gene Ontology annotation, molecular function: protein serine/threonine kinase activity; ATP binding; tau-protein kinase activity.
AUGUCCAGUGCGGCCUCUGCCUCAGCAAAUCCAACUGUGUUUCGCAGCCCUUCCUCUUCCUCCUCCCGCCCUCACGCGCAUCGCCCCCCAUCAUCGGACCUUCCCCACAGGACUCGAAGCACCACCACCAGGCCUCCCCCGUCUUCUUAUUCCCAGCAUCACUCCUCCUCGCGCUCUCAGUCUUAUGACCGCCGACCUCCAUCCAACCACGCGGCCUUUGCAAAUAUAGCCCGUCGGGAUUUCGAGGCUGCUAACCUUGCCCGCCCGCCAUCGUCUCGCCGAGACUCCUCGCGAGAUCGUUCUCAGGAGCGCCCGCCAACCUCCCAUCGAUCCGACCCAGUUCGUGCCUCUCAACACCACCGUGCCCCCUCUCGAAAUAGGCGGGAUUCAAUCGAUAUGCCAGGGACCGUGGUUGAUGCGAACGCGGCUAACGUCGCUGCGGCGGCACAUGCCAACCCAAACCAGCCAAAACGUCGCACCAUGAUCUCCACCCCAACAGGGCAGUGGGCUCUUGGUAAAACCAUUGGCGCUGGGAGUAUGGGCAAAGUCAAGAUUGCCAAAAACAUAGAAACAGGCGAACAGGUCGCCGUCAAGGUUGUUCCAAGACAAAACACCGAAGAGCAUCGAAGUGGGAGAGAUGCUGAACGUGCCGAUCGGUCCAAAGAGAUUCGUACGGCCCGAGAGGCUGCCAUUGUUUCUCUUGUUGACCAUCCGUACGUGUGCGGAAUGCGCGAUGUUGUUCGAACACCUUAUCACUGGUAUAUGCUUUUUGAGUAUGUCAACGGUGGUCAAAUGCUGGACUAUAUCAUAUCCCACGGCAAGUUGAAAGAAAAGCAAGCAAGGAAGUUUGCUCGACAAAUCGCCAGCGCCUUGGAUUAUUGCCAUCGCAACAGUAUUGUUCAUCGGGAUUUGAAGAUUGAGAACAUCUUGAUCAGUAAAACCGGUGAUAUUAAAAUCAUUGAUUUCGGAUUAAGCAAUUUAUUUUCGCCGAGAAGCCACUUGCGUACAUUCUGCGGAAGCCUCUACUUUGCUGCUCCUGAAUUGCUCCAGGCGCGGCAGUACACAGGCCCUGAAGUAGACGUAUGGAGUUUCGGUAUCGUACUUUACGUACUUGUCUGCGGCAAGGUCCCGUUUGAUGAUCAAAGCAUGCCACAACUUCAUGCCAAGAUCAAAAAGGGCGAAGUUGAAUAUCCCCAGGGUCUGACAUCAGAAUGCCGCCAUAUUAUCUCCCGAAUGCUAGUCACAGAUCCCAAAAAACGGGCCAGCUUGGCCGAGAUUAUGAACCACCCUUGGAUGAUCAAAGGGUUUAAUGGACCACCGGAAAAUUACCUUCCCAUACGGGAGCCGCUCCAGUUUCCACUAGACCCUGAGGUAGUGGAGAAAAUGACGGGAUUCGAUUUUGGGCCUCCUGACUUCAUUACAGCUCAACUGACCAAAACCCUGGAAUCCGAAGAUUACCAAAUUGCCUCAAAAUCUUUCACCCGAGAGCAAGCAACUCCAAACAUGAGCGGUGACAGGAAGAGAGGCGGUGUUUUUGACUUUUAUAGACGGCGGAACUCAGCAAGCAGGGAGACACUAUCAAAUUCAUCUGUUGAGGCGGUCCAGUUCGGAAGUGAUCCUCUUAAUGCCUACAGUCCUCUUAUAUCCGUUUAUUUCCUUGUAAAGGAGAAACUCGAUCGAGAACGAGCCGCUAAAAACCCAGGAGCUCUUGCUAUACCGUCAGACACCGUAUUGAAAAUGCCUGACUUGCCAGCCCCGGAAAUCGCACAUACCAACCAAUAUGACGUCCCAGGAGUGAAAGAUACUAGCGCUAGAAGUCGUCCACGCGCAAGAACGCACGGUGAUGAUGAGCUAGUGGAUGGAAUCAAGAAACUUCAUGUCAGCCAGCCCACUACAACUAACCCAAAUCCAACAUUUGUGCCCUCGCAGGUUGAUUCGCCUGCCAAGAAGGAGAGCACUGCCGCUGGAAUUCUGAGACGUUUUAGCACUAGAAGGGUUAGAGACCGAGGCCGCGACUCUGGAGAAAAAGAGAAACUUCCACAAAAUGUGCCGAGUUUGAACGUGCAACCUCCUGCCGAUUUGGCUUCGCCACUGCAUCGUGGCUUCAGUAUACGCAGGACUAGACACGCAGAACCGUCCCCGACUACAUUGCAUGCAAGCGAUAGUCAAUCACAACAACAGGAUCUUUACCGUGCUCCUGGAUCAGGAGAACAACAAAAUUCGCAAUCAAAUAAGUUCUUGGAAAGAUCUACAAGUGUCAAUUCCGCCGACUAUCGUUCUCGCAGACUGGCACGGAAGUAUGGAGCUGAUGGCAACGGAUCACACCUCAAUGAGCCGCCUCUCACGAGUGGUUCUGACAACCUCGGUGUUAAUGAGUUUGAUGGGCAGAAGGCUAGUCCAGGAGCGUCCGCUCCGCUACAGGAAAGCAAACUGGCAUCUCGAGCACCAGCUGCGCGGGCAAAAUCUCUAGGACAUGCACGCCGGGAAAGCAUUCAAGCCCGUAGGGCACGUCGAGAAGAGGCGAGAGAGGCCACAGUUCCUGAGGAUGAUGAUGACGGCGAUUUGUCUAACACCGGAAACGCGCUAGAAAAUGCAAAUACUGGCGAAGACUUUUCCAAACCCGUCUAUCUCAAAGGCUUGUUCAGCGUUUCUACAACCAGUAGCAAGCCUCUUCCUUUUAUUCGGGCCGACAUUAUUCGCGUUCUCCGACAGCUAAAUGUCGAGUUUACAGAGAUCAAAGGCGGAUUUAGUUGUCGCCAUGCUCCAAGUAUCGAUCUUGACCGGGUGAUAGAUGCGGGACCUCCGAGCCCAGAAAGACAAGGGCAAGUCUCUGGACACAGACAUAGAAUCAGUUUCGGAGGAUUGCGCGCAAACGAUGAGGCAAGGGAAGACUCAAGAGCAGCUCACCCGUCGCGAUAUGCUCGGCGUAACCAGGGACCCCCAGACCGCAGUUUCAUUUCCAACUCCGAGGCGUCCGAUGAAUAUGGACCAUCUCAAGACAACAACGAGGUUGGCGAGCGUGUAGUUGGUGAAACCACAACACGAGUUCAAAGCGAUACAGGGGAAAACCUGGUUCUACGUUUUGAGAUUGUGAUUGUCAAAGUUCCAUUAUUUUCUCUGCAUGGCAUUCAAUUCAAGAAGGUAUCGGGUGGCAUGUGGCAAUAUCGAGAGAUGGCCAAAAGAAUCUUAGACGCUCUAAGACUUUGA